This is a messenger RNA of Xenia sp. Carnegie-2017, 4467 nucleotides long. RefSeq lists its product as uncharacterized. Lineage: Eukaryota; Metazoa; Cnidaria; Anthozoa; Malacalcyonacea; Xeniidae. Bases 1411 to 4320 code for a protein of 969 amino acids. The record is from RefSeq and is a predicted model, not a curated record. The transcript is spliced from 2 exons.
GGUGUGCUCUUGUAGGAGGUGAAAAAGCUGCCUGUCUGAACUCUGAUAUUUGAGAGAAUACUAAUAACUAAUAAGUCAACAAACUGAAGAAAGCCGACGGCAACUUAUUUAAUGUUAAUAAUGAUAGCUGUCUUUCUUGUUAAUGUUUUGUUACCAUUCUUGUCUUACAAUCUCACGGCAUAAGACGACCACAGCUUAUUGGAUGCCCGCAUUUCACAGUAAUGGCGGCUGCUUUGCAUUGUUCGCCUCCAUUUCGUCUACGAUUUGCUCAAGGAACUGGCAAUUCAGACGAUUAUGUCUUCUAAAGUUUUUUGAAUCUUCAACUUUGCUUAUUCUUCUAAAGUAGUUGAUAAAUAUUUGAUCCGGCUAUGCUACUCGUAACUUUGUCAUUCAAAGCUUUAUUCCGACAGAAACAGUUAAUGUUUAUCUCAGUUUAUUCCGCGACAAUCGUAUGAAUUCUACUCUUUGAAAGCAUCUGCAACACAAAUACCUACAAUAUUUUUUAUUCAUGUUUGUAAUAAAAAAAGUUGUAUUUAGCGCGGUAUUGUUUCGUUGUAAACCCACAAAGUACAAAACGGCCCAAAUUAAUUCAACGUGCAAAAUAUGGCGUCGACGGGACUUAUUCUAGCAACAUCCGUUUACCUCUCCAUGCCCGAGUUUUGCGUCAAUUAAUCAUGUGUUGUGACUGCGCAAUCGCUGCCUAUUAUGUAAGAAAAUGUGAGAACCGUUUGUAAACACCGAGCAAAAAGAAAAUAAUGCUCACUUGUGCGAGAGAUUUUGUUUUGAAAUGGUAAUUGAUGAACAUAAUCAGGAAUGUCAAUAUAUCACUGUGAUUUUUUUCUUACGCGCUGAUUAUCACCUUCAGUUCAUUGCCCGCGCCUCGCUGCUCACUUGCGAGACUAUCAAAUGAUUAAAGAAUGUCUAUGUGUGAACAAAACACGAUAAAUGACCUGGUACGCCCUGGGUCGGGAUUUAUGCAUUUAUGACCUUAUUUUGUCGUCAAAAUCACAAUAACGCAUGCAAUAGUUAGGUACGGUAAAGUUCCACUAAACUUUGUGGGUGGGAUCAGAGGCGUCCUCAGGGGGGGUGAACCCUAAUAAUUUUGCACCCCAAAAUCAUAAAUUAUGACUUAUGUACUGUGCAAAUGUCAAUAUAAGCAUUUAACCUUAUGAUGUUCUGGGAGAUCUUGCGCCUCAAAGACGAACCCCUACCCAAAGGUUCCGCCAGUUGGCGCAUAUUUUUAUAACAAUGCAAGCAUAUGUAGGAUGAUCUUAUCAGGAGAGAUACGGGGGGGAGAGAGAGGUUCGAUGAUUUUUAUUGUAGAACACUGGCACUGCAUUGAAUCUCGAUUCUAGAUAAUUCGCGCCAGGUAGACAAAGCACCAGCAGUAAUAGUCAAACUGCAUUUGUCAUGUUAACCUGCUCGUGUUCUUUUAGAAACGUUUUUACCAUGGAGCUAUCAAAACUUAAUAUUAAUUCCAUUGCAAAGGAGGAGAUACGUCGUAAGUUUUUUGACAGCCGUUUAGGCAAAAGUAAAGACGACAUAAUUAUUAAAAAUGAGGAAACUGAUUCACAGACGAAUGCGGAAACAAAUGAAGACAAAGUAGAAGCUUCUAAAAUUGAGAUGCAACUACUGGAUGAAGAACCAGUUGAAGAUGAAGAUGGAUUUCUCUUAAUUACAUCCGUGUUUUCUUUGGCAUCGACAAUUGAUAACACAAAAGACCCAUGUGAAAAUAAUUCCCUAUCUUGUGAUGUUAGUAAAGAAUUGCAAUAUACUGAGAACAUUGUUAGUAUGUCCGACAGCAAUAUUAAGCUUCUAACAAUGCCACCUUGCAACGAGACUGUCUCAAUUCCUAUAUACACAACAAGCCCGAAUGUAAAUGUUGUAACUUUUAUUGAUGCAACCAAACAAACAGUGAUUCCGUAUUCCAAAACAGAGGUUGGGUCAACAUCUUUUGUGGUAGAUGAAAAACAAACCUUUUUAAAGGAUGGAAAUAUUGAGAACAGAUGUAGUGAGGGUGAAACAAAUCAAUCCACGACGAAUGUACAAUCGAUUCAGACUCAAUCGCAACUGCACGAAACCAAUUUAACAAAUUUAAGUACAAAUACAGAGGCUUUUUCUGAUAACAUUAAUGAAUAUACUUCCAACGACGACGUUCAAUGUGGCACUGAACUAAUGUCUUCAACUGAGGUAGAAAACACCCCAUGUUCAAAUGAGGAAGGUGAUAACAGUGAUUACGUGUGCGCAAAUGAUGGACUGGGUUUUGAAUCUGGUGUUUGUAAAGAAAAUAUUGAAGAAAUUCCAACAAGACAAGAAGAAAAAAUUCGCCAACUUAAGGAUUUACUUCGAAAGAAAGAGGAAGAAUUAGAAAAAUGUCGUUUCAAGAGUAAAGUUGUAUCAACAUCGGUCGCUGCACAUUUGCGAGAAAACUUUGUGAAGAAGAAUCCUUCGCUAUGCCGAAAAAGUCCAAGGCUGGAAGUAAUAAAGAAUACUGAAUCGCCAUCAUCGUCAAACGCGAUAAACGUCCAACCACAUUCCAAACCCGACAACAUUAACAGCAAAACUACUAGUGCUGUAUCUGAAAAUAGCCGCUCCUCAGGAAAAAGAAAAGCUUCCACAAACGGCCAAACAUCAACUAAAUUUACAAACAGCGAAAACUAUAAGCUUGUCAACGUUAAGAUUUUGCAAGGCCAUACGAGAACAUUAGCAGUUCCCCUAAAAAGGAAUAAGAGUACGAUCAGUUCUCUGGCGAAGAAAGGCCUCAAUUCUCAAGACAGAUUGCCCGAGAAGCAAAGUAAAUCUUUUCAUUCCAAUGAUGCAAAUAAGUCUGAAACACUAUCAAAUAGAAACAAUGUUAACAAAGACAAGGGUGAUUCACUUCGUGGUGAAAUAGCCAAUCCCAGCGAAGAAAAUAUGGAUGUAAAAAAUUUGAAAAGAAAAUCUGGAGCAAAGACAACUCCUGUGUCCUGCUCGAAGAUAAGUAAAACUGCACGUUAUAAUGUUCCAAGCACUGCAAAGAUUUCUAAUUCUCUACUCGAUUCUAAUUCGCCAAUCCCUAAAGAAGGAAUCCGGCUUAUCAAACUUAAUACUGCAGGUAAUUCACAAACAAGUAAAUCGUCUGUGGUUGACAAGCCAACCGUAACUUCAUCAAAUCAAAACAACGUGGGUAGGCAGCCCAAUUGGUCCUCAAAUCCUUUGGUGCAACUCAAUACGAUAAAUGGAGUGAAUGAUUCCAACCAACUAUUUGCUUUUGUGGUGGGUGAACACUCAGGCAGUACAACUACUGUCAACAAAACAAGUAAAGAUUCCACUCAUUCGACUCAAAGUUUGAAUUCUACAAUAAGAAUCCCUAUUGCAAAUUUGCAAGAUAAAAAUUUGGUAGAUGAGCUUGCUAAACUUAGCGCACAAUCGAUUCACGACGAUUUAAAUAGUGAGGCAGCGAAAAAGCCUCCCCAAAUUACCAAUACUACGACAAGCGAAGUAGCACCAGAACAAAAAUGCAUCAUUGACGAACACGCCACUCUACGUACUAUAAAGUCAUCUGACAAAAAUAGCGCACCUAAUAAAAAUAGUCAACCACCGAGAACAGUGGUUAGCCAACGAAACCUGGCUCCAAAACCUUUAUUAGUUACCACUGCUACUUCAUGUAAUCACAGAGAGAGAGAUUCUUCUAGGUUAAUUUUACCCAAGCCUUCACAAACUCUCUGCAAAUCCAAAAAAUUUCUUCCAAGUCGAUCUCAUUCUGUGGCGAUAUCUUUUCCUCCUUCAGUGUCAAUGGCUUCCAAACUAACUGUUGGAAACAGUACAUUAUCACAACAGCACUCGAUUGUUGGAACUACAUCAGUUAAAUAUUCCAACGAAACUGUUCCCGUUUACGGGAUCUCCGACAUUAGCAACGCUGCCCAAAUUAGCACUGCUCAAGCUAAUAGUGCAGUGUUAACAAGUACCGUACAAAAUUGCGCUGGCGUGGUCUCAACCGUUCCUCCUGCGACUGUUGUCAGCAACUUUAGCAGUGGUAAAUUUCUUGUUUGCAACUUUUUGCCUCCAAGUCAGACAAAAAAUAUUGAUAACCAAGCAACGUCCAGUACUGGUAAAACGAAGCUACUUCUUCAUGUAUCCAACUCGGGAGAAAUGCGAAAUGUAGGCAUAAUGAAUGACAAUAAAGUUUAUUUGUACGCCAAGCAGGUAACUGCAUUACCCUGCAACUCACUGCCAAAAUGUGCGAGCAAUUCCAAUGCCCCUGACUUCAUUCCAAAUCCUCAAGAUGCGGAAUUCAAAUUAUUAUUAGGCCUUGAGCACAUAGUGAAGCAACUGACUUAAAAUUCUUUGAAACCCAUGUAAUGUUGUAUAUACGUAUCUUGAUGCAAUUAGUUAUUUAUUGAUAUUUAAGUUAUACUUCUGUUGAUAUCUUUGUUAUUUUAUUUGGUCAAAUAAAUUGUCGGGUUUGGUAUUAAGGUUAUUGCAAAA